Molecule: messenger RNA, 1329 nt
Organism: Branchiostoma belcheri (Belcher's lancelet)
Lineage: Eukaryota; Metazoa; Chordata; Leptocardii; Amphioxiformes; Branchiostomatidae
Exons: 3
Coding region: 1-1329 (442 amino acids)
Source: RefSeq, a predicted model, not a curated record
AUGCAAAUUAGUCUGAAAGCUCCUGAUAUCUUCGCCAUCUGGACACAUUCAGAAGAAGACUUCCAGUCCUUCAUACAAGACCUUAACACAGCACACCCCACCAUCAAAUUCACAGUAGAAACAUCCACUACCUCUAUCCACUUCCUGGACGUCACCAUCAGCAUCUCAGAGGGAUCCUUCGCGACUGAUCUCUACACAAAACCCACAGACAAGCACCAGUACCUCCUAAGGAGCUCCUCCCACCCCACCCACUGCAAACGGGGUAUCCCCUUCGGGCAAUUCCUACGCGUACGAAGAAUCUGCUCUGACGAACCCAAAUACAGGGAACGAGCACAGCAGCUAAAGGAACACUUCCAGAAAAGAGGGUAUGAAGACACACUCCUGGACGAAGCUGCACAACGCGCACUGAGACGCCCAAGGAAAGAACUCCUAGGACCCAAGAAGACACAGCCAACUCCACAAGACCGACCAGUACUAGUCACCACCUACAAUCCACACCUACCACCCAUCAACAACAUCCUCAGAAAAUAUUGGAACAUCCUGCAGUUAUCACCCCGAACACGAGAUAUCUUCAAAGACCCACCACUCAUCGCUUACCGCCGCAACAAAAAUCUGAGGGACUCACUGGUACGAGCCCGGAUCCCGAAGGAAAACAAGAACUUCAUCACGAAAAACAUCCCUUCGGGCUCCUACCCAUGCGGACGAAAGUGCCUCACCUGCACAUACGUCAGGAAGAGUAAGGACUUCCACAGCCAUCGCACUUCGAGACGCUAUAACAUCAGGGCCCAUAUUACAUGCCGCACCAAGAACAUCAUCUACAUGAUACAGUGCAAAAAAUGCGGCAUGCAAUACGUCGGAGAAACAGGACAGACGCUGGCCAACAGGUUGAAUGGGCACCGAUCGUCCAUCAAAACGGACAAAGACACUCCCAUCUCUGCCCAUUUCAACCAACCGAACCACACCGUCGCGGACAUGGAGGUCAUCGGACUUGAAAAGCUGGCAUACGGCAGAACCGAAGACAUCACCCGACAACGGCGCCUUCAGAGGGAAUCGUACUGGAUCCAUCAACUCCGUACACUUCACCCAGAAGGACUCAACCUAGAAUCUCUGGAAAUUACCAGGAGACCUGCCAUCAUCCAUGACACUCACAGAGCUGAAAAGUUUGAUGAGAUUGGAGGACAUUCUUUCACGGCUCCCCCGUCAUAUGCAGAAAGCGAGUACGGAGUCAGCAGCAUCCGGGACACAGACGACACGGACUACACGAUGGGUGAGCUGAACUCUUCUCCCAAGUACGCCUACUACGACUGGAACAGGCACGGUCAGUCGUAG